This is a messenger RNA of Anguilla anguilla (European eel), 2563 nucleotides long. Its product is annotated as prolyl endopeptidase-like. Gene Ontology annotation, biological process: proteolysis. The transcript has 15 exons. Gene Ontology annotation, cellular component: cytosol. Lineage: Eukaryota; Metazoa; Chordata; Actinopteri; Anguilliformes; Anguillidae. Gene Ontology annotation, molecular function: oligopeptidase activity; serine-type endopeptidase activity. The record is from RefSeq and is a predicted model, not a curated record. Bases 152 to 2284 code for a protein of 710 amino acids.
CUUCCUGCUUGGAUGGGAUCGGAUGUGAGUCUGUGAAAAGCCGAAUGGGAGAAGUUCAUUUCACUUUCGCUUUGGCACUCGCACCGCGGCUGAAUCCACAGGAAGGGCUACGGGGACAGCGGCGAAACUAACGCACUGACACAACACAAAGAUGGCCUUCAAGUACCCUGCAGCUCGGAGAGACGAGAAUAAGGUGGAUGACUACCACGGUACCGAAGUUCCAGAUCCGUAUUGCUGGCUGGAGGACCCUGACAGCGAGGAGACCAAGGCAUUUAUAGAAGAGCAGAACAAACUGACUAUGCCCUUCCUGGAGCAGUGCACCGUCAGGGCACAAUUCCAACAGAGACUAACUGAACUCUAUGACUACCCCAAGUACAGCUGCCCCUACAAGAGAGGGGAGAGGUUUUUCUACUUUCAUAACAAGGGUUUGCAGAACCAGGAUGUUCUUUAUGUUCAAGACUCCCUGGACAGCCCAGCCUCAGUUUUCUUUGAUCCCAACGAACUCUCAGAUGAUGGCACUGUGGCUUUGAAGAUGGCCCGCCUUUCUGAGGAGUGUGAGUACUUUGCUUACGGGCUGAGCUCCAGCGGGUCAGACUGGGUGACGGUGCGCUUCCUGAAGGCGGAUGACCUCACCCCGCUGCCUGACGUCCUGGAGAGGGUCAAGUUCAGCUGCCUGGCCUGGACACACGACGCUCGCGGGAUCUUCUACAACUGCUACCCCGUGACUACAGGGGACAAGGCUGACGGCACAGAGACCACCUCCAACCUCAACCAAAAGCUCUUCUACCAUGUGAUCGGCACCAGCCAAUCAGAAGACAUCCUGGUGGCGGAGUUUCCGGAUAAUCCCAAGUGGCACAGUGGAGCGACGGUGUCCGAUGAUGGCAGGUAUGUUGUGCUGUCCGUCACGGAAGGCUGUGAGCCAGUCAACCAGCUAUGGUACUGUGAUCUGCAGCAGCUACCCAAUGGCAUCACAGGUCUGCUCCCGUGGGUAAAGCUGGUGAACAACUUUGAGGCGCAGUACUCCUACAUCACCAACGAGGGCAGCGUCUUCACCUUCCGCACCAACCUGCAGGCCCCACGGUACCGGCUGAUCAACAUCGACCUGCAGAAGCCUGACCCAGCACACUGGCAUAACCUCAUCCCUCAGCAUGACAAAGACGUCCUGGGGUUUGUGUCCUGUGUGAACCAGCGCCAUCUGCUGGUGAACUACGUGCACGACGUCAAGGACAUACUGCAGCUGUACGAGCUGUCGUCCGGGCGACUGGUCAAGGACCUGCCGCUGGAUGUGGGGACCGUGGUGGGGGUCAGCUGCAAGAAGAAACAAUCUGACUUCUUCUACAAGUUCACCUCCUUCACCACUCCAGGGAUCAUCUACUACUGUGACCUGAGCAUCCCCGAACCCGAGCCCACCAUCUUCAGACAGGUGGAGGUGAAGGGUAUCCAGCCAGCCGACUACCAGACCACACAGGUGUUCUACCCCAGCAAGGACGGAACCAAAAUCCCAAUGUUCCUGGUGCACACCAAGGGGAUCAAAAAGGAUGGAUCCCACCCUGUAUUCCUGUAUGGAUAUGGAGGCUUUGAAAACUCCAUUCAGCCCUAUUACAAUGUGGCCUACCUGCUCUUUGUCAGACACCUGGGUGGAAUCCUGGCUGUGGCUAAUAUCAGGGGAGGAGGAGAGUAUGGACAGACCUGGCACAAGGCUGGUUCCCUGGGAAACAAGCAGAACUGCUUUGAUGACUUCCAGUGCGCCGCGGAGUUCCUGAUCAAAGAGCGGUACACCUCCGCCAGCCGCAUCACCAUCAACGGGGCCUCCAACGGAGGGCUGCUCGUGGCGGCCUGCGUGAACCAGAGGCCCGAGCUCUUCGGCUGCGCCGUGGCGGAGGUGGGCGUGAUGGACAUGCUCCAGUUCCACAAGUUCACCAUCGGACACGCCUGGACCACCGACUACGGCUGCGCAGACAAGCCCGAGCAGUUUGAAUGGCUCUACAAAUACUCGCCCCUGCACAACCUGCCCCCCGCCCCGCGGGACGCCGCCCCGUACCCCGCCAUGCUGCUGCUGACGGCGGACCAUGACGACCGGGUGGUCCCGCUGCACACGCUGAAGUACGUCGCCGCCCUGCAGCACGGCGUGGGGAACAGCCCCGGGCAGACCCAGCCCCUGCUGGUGCGCGUGGACACCAAGAGCGGGCACGGAGCGGGCAAACCCACCGCCAAGGCCAUCCUGGAGGACACGCACAUAUACUCCUUCAUCGCCCAAACCCUGGGGCUCAGCUGGAAAGACUGAGGAGGGAGAGAGAAAUGACAGAGGGGAUGGAAUGAGAGGGGGGAGGGGAGAGACAGGAAGAGAAAGAGAGAAGAGGAAUGAAGAGGGGAAAGAAAAAGGGGGAAAGAGGUGGAAAAUAAUAGACGGAGAUGCCAAUAUUCUCUAAAGCAUAAUCGAUAGGGUCCUCUACUGACGGUUUUGCAAAUAAUCUAUAAAUUUGAUCUCAUCUACUGAAAUGGCCAGUCAUGUAAGAGUCAUGCAACUCAUAAAAAGGCAAAUAAAUCAAUGAUUCUAAUUUCA